Auanema sp. JU1783 is the source of this 5586-nucleotide messenger RNA. The record is from the annotation of a GenBank genome assembly. Lineage: Eukaryota; Metazoa; Nematoda; Chromadorea; Rhabditida; Rhabditidae.
AUGGCGUCAGAGGUUACUUCAAGAAAAAAGUUUUUAAAUAUUAAAGAUACGCGUAUAGCUGGCUUAUACGAUCUUGAUUAUACUAUUGGACAAGGACACUUUGCGGUUGUCAAAUUAGCUAGACAUGUAUUUACGGGAGAAAAAGUUGCAUGUAAAAUUAUCGAUAAAACCAAUUUGGAUCCUGUUUCGGAGGCUCAUAUAAUGCAAGAAGUUCGAUGCAUGAAGCUAGUGCAGCAUCCUAAUAUAGUAAGACUGUAUGAGGUUAUAGAUACGCAAAGUAAACUUUUUCUCUGUUUGGAAUUGGGAGACUAUGACAUGCAUGAUUUCAUUGUGAGACACGAAAAAGGUGUCGCAGAACCUUUGGCUCAGCAGUAUUUUUCACAGAUAAUCACUGCUAUCGAUUAUUGUCACCGUUUACACGUUGUACACAGAGAUCUUAAACCCGAAAAUGUCGUGUUCUUUGAAAAAAUUGGAAUGGUUAAGCUAACAGACUUUGGGUUUAGUAACUUGUACGAACCAGGAAAGCCUUUAUUAACUUCUUGUGGUAGUUUGGCAUACUCAGCUCCUGAAAUACUGUUAGGGGAUGCCUAUGAUGCACCUGCCGUGGAUGUGUGGUCAUUGGGUGUGAUACUGUUUAUGCUUGUUUGUGGCCGAUUGCCGUUCCAAGAAGCUAAUGAUUCGGAAACAUUGACCAGAAUUUUGGAUUGCAAGUAUUCCUUGCCCGACUCAUUAUCCACUUCCUGCAAAAAUUUGAUUCAAAGAAUGCUCGUACGGGAACCAUCGAAGCGAGCAAACUUACCCGAAAUUGUUCAAAAUUCUUGGGUUUCUGCUGGUGAUCGUGGACAUGCAUCAGCCUUACCCUUGAUAGUUCAACACGAGCUUCCUCAUUCUGCUCAUACGACCAUUGUUGAACAAAUGGUAGCAGGAAACAUUGCAUCGGAAGAUGAAAUUCUCAGUGCUCUCGAGAAUGAUGAGUAUAACUCUUUGACCGCUACAUAUUACUUAUUAGCUGAGAGAAUUUUGUCGACGUGUCGAGAAGAGAAAGCGAAAGAACUGAUGGCUAAAGAGUGUGAUCCCAUUCCUGAUGAGGAACCUAUCGAGAGUGAAAAAACAGGAACACCUGCUGUACCUGGAUCCAGAUGUCGAAGUCGUUCCAAUUCUUGGCGUGCUAGACCAUGUACGAUUUUAAAAGAAGAGAGUGAAGAAGAGCUGUCCAGUUACCUGAAAUCGAGUCGGCAGAGUAGUAGACAGCUCUCGAUGGACAUUGUUCACUCAUCUUGUAGUCUUCUAUCAAGAGAACAUGGUGAGGAUGGUCAGUUGAAUCGAGUUGAGCAGCAACCCAGUGAAUCGGCGGAUCGGCCAACUUUUCUACUAUUCGGGCGCACGCCUACCAAUUUUGAUGACUUAUCUCCCAUAUUGGAGGAUAAAGAUAACGUGCUUGAGCCAGUUUCUCAGAACGGUGAAAAGAGUUCAGAACAUUUAGCAUGCAAUGCACGUAGAACUCGAUUUCUUCGCAAUCUCUCUGAGCCUGAACGGUUUACGCUCGAGGAAGAGAGGAUUGGUUCGCACAAUUUCAAUAAAAGUAUUCGAGGACUUGUUAGAAGAAACUCGUCUCCAUCAGUUUCCAUGUUUAGUGGGAGCGCUAAAGAUAGGAUCAGCCCUCAAGCGGUUCAUGAUUUAUUAGAAUUUAGCAGAUUAGGAAACUCAAGACGAGCAGCCAGUCCGGAUAGUAUCAGAAGUAGUCGAUCACCAUCUCCUCCUCCAAGUAGCAGCGGAAGAGCUUCACCUUCCAUUUCAACACUAUCCUCCUUCGCCCGCUUGAAAGUUGCCCCUGCUUCAUCGAGUAGUGGAAUGAGAAAGUUAUCUUCUUCACCUCACCUAUUAGGUAUAUGCGAAGAGGGAGAAGAGGGAGGAGAUUCCUCAUUCUCCAGUAGUUUACUGACAAGUCCUACUGAUGGAUUAGCCCGAACGAAUAGAAGUGCAUCAACGGGUCUCGUCCACUUAACUCGUCAUGGACCUGUUCAACCAUCGAAAAGUACAGGGUCAACCCAACAACCAACUACUUAUAGCGCUGUUCGUAUGAUACGUCCUCGACACGCAGUUGUUUCUCCUGAUGUUUGCAGGCGUUACGAACAACAUCAACGGUUUAUAGCGAGAAGCCGAAGAAGCACUAGCUGCUCUUCUUCUGAAGCGUCUGAUGAUGAGGAAGGAAAACGUCUGUCUCUCAUCGCAUCCAAGUAUUGUAACAGGAAGAAUUACGACAAUGACAAAGAGGAUGAUGACAAAGGAGAAGGAGGACAGAACGGAUCAACACCGUCAAAUCGUCCGCCUGUUCCGAGCUUGUCGAAACCGUCUGAUUCCGAACAAAAGUCUGAUGGGAGCAAAGUUCAAGACAAAAGAUCUGGACCAUCCGACUCUUGCGUUCCUUCAGGUUCACUACAACAGUUGCUACCAAUUCUAGAAAUGCCACAACUCGAUAGCGACAAGGGUCAACGAAUGAGAGCUCGUCUUUUACAAAGAUCUCAUACUGCGGAACGGAUACUCAGAGAUUGGGCAGGAUCUGCAAAUAAUAGUCCCAGCGAUGGUUGUCUGGGUACCCCGCCUAGAGAAGUUGUGAAACCGAACCAUGAAGUGGACGGACAUCAAGAAUGGAUCAAACGCUUGAGACGUACGAGAUCAGACAUCGAUAUAAGGGCAUUGAGCUUCACGCUUCACGAUAACAAGUUGUGUUCCGAAGAUUCUUCUUCUGAUGCAGUGUUUGACUUUUCUGAGUCGUCCUCUGAAGAGUACCUGGAGAGUAGAAGUGAUUCUGGUUGCUCAUCAGGAAAAGAACAAAGAAAGGAGGGUCGUGACUAUUCCAAAUAUGCCAAGCAUAACUGUCUUGAAUCCAUCCCCAUUUUUGAUUUGACUCACUGCGAGAAACCUUAUGAAAUUGCCAUGUUUUUAUUGAGAACCCUACAAAAACAGCGAAAGUUUUCAUCAACCAUUUUAUUUCGCCAGUCAAGUCAAAAUACUUUUCUAAAAUGGCCUUUACCUUCCGACAGUUUUCAUGGAGAUAGUAAACACAAAUUUUCUGAGAGUAUCCUCAAACUUGAGAAGCACUGGAAAGAUCAAAUUGAAAAUGAUUUCGUAUUAAGAAAGAAGUCGGAGUCGGGUAAUAAGGCUAAGAAGUAUGUAUUAUCCAUGUUUCCGUAUCCUUCUGGAGUGCUGCAUAUGGGGCAUAUGAGAGUGUAUACCAUCUCAGAUGUUACCGCUAGAUACUAUCGUUUGAAUGGUUUUAAUGUUAUUCAUCCUAUAGGUUGGGAUGCCUUCGGUUUACCAGCAGAAAAUGCUGCUAGGGAUCGAAAAGUUGAUCCAAAAGAAUGGACAGUGGGAAAUAUUAAAACUAUGAAAGAGCAAUUGCUUCGAACAGGAGUUCAAUUCGAUUGGGAACGAGAAUUAUUUACUUGCGAGAGUGAUUAUUAUAAAUGGACACAAUGGAUAUUCUGCCGUUUGUUCGAGAAAGGGCUCUUGAAACGGAAUCUGGCCGAGGUGAACUGGGAUCCUGUGGAUGGUACAGUUCUAGCUGCUGAACAGAUUGAUAGUGAGGGUCGAAGUUGGAGAAGUGGAGUCAAAGCUGAAAAAAAAAAGCUCAGGCAAUGGCUCAUUGAAACUCCUAGAUAUGCUAAGAGACUAUCAGAAGGGUUAAAGAAAGUCGAAAACUGGCACGAUGUAGCUGAUAUUCAAAGUAAUUGGAUCGGGCGUUGUGACGUCCGUCGCUUUAUGUUCCCAAUAAAAAAUGAUGCGGGUGAAAUGAUGGAAGAGCUACUCGAUUUAAGAUUGAAGGAUGCUCAUGCUAUAUCCAAUGGUUGGUUUGUUGUGCUCCGUCAAGGUCAUUCGUUGAGUGAUCCUACCAAAAAAGAUUCUUUGGAUACUUAUCUUCUACCGAUCAAAGUGUUGAAUGGUGUUAAUGGAUCAUGGAUGUCAGUUGUAGUUGUACCGAAAUCUUAUGAUGGUCCCGAAAUGUUCCUCGACUCUCGUUUGGGUGACUCUGUUGUGGAUGAGCAGCUGAUAUCACGCUUCCAACUUGGUAACCCUAAGAAAGUUAUGCCAAUGACUAUGAAUGACAUCGAAGAAAUUGCAUCAUUCGGAGGAUUUGGUGGUUACGAAACUUCCCGAACGCUACAAGACUGGGUAGUUAGCAGACAAAGGAAAUGGGGAACGCCAAUACCUAUGGUAAUCAGUCCUGAUGGGAAGAAAGCUUGUCCUUUAGCCAAUACAUUUCUCCCUCUGAUACAAGGAACUGUUGAUGGUUCUCAGAAAAUUCCUUGCGAUCAGUUUUCUGAUGGGUAUGGGUUCAUAGAAACAGACACUCUUGACACUUUCUUUGAUUCGGCAUGGUAUUACUUGAGAUAUCUCGAUCCCAAGAAUGAUAACUUUUUGAUAUCGAAAGAAGCUACCACUGACAUGCCAGUAGACGUUUACGUAGGCGGAGUAGAGCAUGCUGCUGUUCAUAUGUUUUUCGCCAGAUUCAUUUCUUACUUCUUAACGGACAUUGGUGUGACAAAUUUCCAUGAGCCUUUCAAGCAUUUAAUUCCACAAGGGAUUGUACGAGGGAAAACGUUUGUUGUACCUGAGACGGGUCUUUAUGUGAAGCCAGAGGAAGUUAUUUGGACAGAUUCUAAGCCGAAAACGAAAAACGGAGAGAUUCUAUCUAUAGAGUAUGAAAAAAUGAGCAAAUCAAAGCAUAACGGCGUCGACCCUUUGAGCGUGCUCAAUAGAGAUGGUAUUGAUAUGAUUAGACUUCAGCUAUUAGAAGCUGCAGCUCCACGUCAAGCUAUUAAUUGGGGCGAAUCUGAUACAAAAGGAUUGAAAAAAUGGUUAGACCGUGUAGCAUGGGUUGUUUCUACAUACAUCGAACAGAGAUCUCCGAGUAAUACAACAGCUACUACCAGAAACGUUGAAGCUACCUUGAAAGAGACUUACAACUAUUUUGUUCGAAAUAUUUCAAUGUGCUUGGAAGUAUUACAUCUGCAUAAUACAGCUUUAGCAAGAUUACAGGGAAUGACCAAUGCGUUACGGAAAACGGAUCCGCAUGUUCUUGGCUCGAGUGAGCAAGCUGAACGAUUAGUUCACGCGUUAGUGACUAUGCUUCAGAUAUAUGCUCCUCAUACCGCUACGGAACUAUGGAAGGCGUUGAUAUCAGUUGAAACAAUAUCUAAAUUUAAGAGAAAUGAAUCUAUUGCACUCCAGCCAUGGCCAGAAGUUGACGAUGAUUGUGAUAUAGAUUUUACACUAAUGAUAAACGGAAUAAGUGCAGGACGGGUGUCAACGCCCAGGAAAGAAGUUGAAAAUUUGUCUUUUCCCGAAGCAGUAGAAAGAUCGCGUAAUGUUGAGCACAAAGAUUUCCUUCAAAGAAUAGCUACGAAAGGAGUGGAAGUAACGUAUGAUUCCGUAAGUAAACGCGAAGGUUUCCACUUAACGAUUAAUGCAACGGUGAGAAGCGAAGAGGAUGUCAGAAAAAUUCAGAAAACUCUGGAUGAAAUUCAGUUUGAAAAACGAAAAUCUGUUUCAAAAACCAAGAAAGAGAAAAAAAGUAAGAAGUAA